AUGUGUAAUUCAAAUAUACAUUUGCUGGUGGUUAUUUUGAGCAGUUUCAUAUAUUUCAUUGGACAUGUAGUUGGUAUUGAGGUAAAUAUUGCUGCUAUUCUACCAGAAGAUGAUCGAAGACUCUUUUCAAUGAAGCAUGCUGCGCCUGCAAUUGAAUAUGCAAUUGAACAUUUGAAGAAUAAUACGGAUCUUUUGAACGGUCAUACCUUUAAAGUAAGAUAUGGUGAUACGAACUGCUCACCGGCAAAGGGAAUGAACGAGGCUUACGAGUUCUUUAUAAAGAAACAAGUGGAUGUUUUUCUUGGUCCUGUAUGUGAUUUUGUCCUUGCCCCAGUAGCACGACAAACUAUGUUUUGGAACAUCCCAUUGCUGUCAGUGGGGGCCUUUGCUAAACAGUUUAAUGAUGAUCGCCUGGAUGAGUUUAGAAUGCUAUCUCGUGUAGGGCCAGUGAAUUUUAACUCAAUGUCAAAUGCAUACUUAGAUAUGGUGAAAUAUUUUAACUGGAAUAAAUUCAAGAUAAUUUUUGAGGAAGCGGGCCAAGCUGAAUACAUGGAAGGUAUGUGCUACCUUGCCGCCAGUGCACUUCAUUUUGAAUCCCAAUCAUCGAAACAUAACAUGACCCAAGAUCAUUUCAAAUUGGAAGGUCAUUUUGUAAUAGAGGAUAUUCUAAGAUUAGAAGUUGGGCUUAAUUACGGAGGUUCCAUUCUUCCUUCGACACGUCAAAACCUGUUCCCUAUAGAACAUGCUAUUAUAGCCAUCGAGUAUGCCAUAGAAUAUUUACAAAAUAAUACAGACAUUCUGUAUGGGCAUACAAUCAAUGUCCGGUACGGGGACACAAGCUGUAUCGAGGCCAAAGGCAUGAAUGAGGCCAUCAACUUCUAUUCUGUUCACAAUGCUACGGUAUUCUUUGGCCCAGUUUGUGACUUCGUUGUCGCUGUCGUGGCCAGGCAAGCAGUGUACUGGAAUACACCUAUUGUUACUGUUGGGGCAUUGGCUCAAGAUUUCGCGGCUAGUCGAAUGAAGGAAUAUAACCUCUUAACACGUGUCGGACCCGUGACGUUUGACUCAGUUGCAAGAUCAUUUCUUGCUGUGUCUAAGUUUUAUAACUGGGUGAGAUUUAAGAUAUUAUAUGAGGAUAAAGGGCAAGAUGAAUACAUGGAAAGUGUGUGUUUUCUAGCAGCAAAAGGUUUACAUUUGGAAUCUAGAGCUACAAUGAAACCGGAUAAUUACAAACUUGAAGAAAAUUAUGACAUCGAAAGUAUUCUCAGGUCUGAAAUAGGAAAAUCAUAUAGUGGUGAGUAG
Molecule: messenger RNA, 1302 nt
Organism: Ruditapes philippinarum (Manila clam)
Lineage: Eukaryota; Metazoa; Mollusca; Bivalvia; Venerida; Veneridae
Exons: 2
Coding region: 1-1302 (433 amino acids)
Molecular function (GO): peptide hormone binding; signaling receptor activity
Source: RefSeq, a predicted model, not a curated record